AUGGAUCAUCACUACACUGGAACCAAGACAGUCUCUGGGGCUCUUCACAAAGUGAACAAAGAAUUCAAGAAAGUCAGCAAGUCGUUAACUAGUGAUGAUACCUUCCGAAGCUUUAUGGAUAAAACCACAAGCGCUCUCACCUUUGAUGGCGUGAAGAAGGCUAUUCUCAAAGCAACAAGUUUCGAGCAUGGUCCUCCAAAAGAAAAACAUGUCCAGACUCUGAUACAGGAGUGCCAAUAUAACAAUUCCCCGGAAUUGCUUCAGGAGCUUGCCGGCAGAUUGCAUAACAAAGAUGCCACGGUGACCUCUGAGUUGGGUGGUUUCAAGAACCCUGAAUUUCUGGUAUUUGUUCAACAAGGCUCUCCAUGCACGUGGAAGUGUAAAUCGAUUGCAGAUCUGCCAACAUGUACAAGGCCUGUUACUCCCUGCGAAAUGAGAAUGGUUCGGCACUAUGCUUUGUACUUGGAAGAAAAGAUCCACGCUUUUAAGAAAACCAGAUUUGACUACGAGCGUCUUUCCACGGAGCAGUUGAUCAUCGAUGUAGAAGCCAUGAUGCUUCUUCUGGAUGCCGGCUAUAGCUGCUCGUUCCGUGAAAAUUCCGUAGUCCACCCUACAUCCAUCGCAGCAUUUUCGAUUGUGUUCAAGGAUGUGAGGGUUCUCUAUCAGAGCCUGAACAAAGCUAUUCUCCGUCUUCUUGACAACUACUUUGAGUUACCGAAGGCGAUUGCGGAGAAAAUUUUGACUCUGUACAAGAUGUUUCUGGACCACAACAAGAAGAUCAGCAAUGUCUUCGAUGAUGCUCGAGAAUUGCUUGGACAUGAAAAAGUCGAGCUGAGCGUUCCUCCUGAAUCAUUCCUGGAGUCUUUGGAGAAGUACUUGGAGAACGACGACUUCACGCCUUCGCAAAAAGACAGGGCUGUCUUGGAGAUUAUCCAGCUUGAAGAUCUUAUCGGAGAAGUGGGAAACCUGAAUGUUGACAACGGAGGAACCAAGAAGGACGUUCUCGAAGACAUUUUUGGAAGUCCAUCGAGUGCUCCACAGAUGUCACCUCCCUUACAAUCUACAAACAUGGGGGCCUCCGGAAUGCCUGCUGCAUCGAUGCAGAGCAACUUCGGACAGAACGCCAUGACAUCCUUCAGCCCGAGUGAUCCAUUCGGUUCUGGACCGGCUCAGAGCCUUCUUGACAUGCCGAGUGGAAACAAUGACUUCGGGGCGAAUCCGUUCUCAGACAACCAAAAUCCAUUCGCCUCAAACCAGAACGAUGCUAGUGGAUUGUUUGGAAACAGCAUGCCGGCGGCGUCAAAUUUUGGUAUGAUGGGGAACAACAUGGGUAUGGGUUCAAGUGCGACUUACUCUAAUGCUAACAUGAAUAUGAAUUCUAACAUGGGAAUGAAUACUGGUAUGGGCAUGAGCGGUAACAUGGGCAUGGGAAUGGGCAUGAGCAACAUGGGCGGCAACAUGGGCAUGAAUCAAGGAAUGGGAAUGAAUCAGGCCAUGAGCAUGAAUCAAGGAAUGGGCAUGGGUAUGAAUAGCGGGAUGGGCAUGGGGAUGGGCAUGGGUAUGAACAAUGGCAUGGGUAUGGGAAUGAAUAGCGGGAUGGGCAUGGGCAUGGGCAUGGGCAUGGGUGGCGGCAAUAUGGGCAUGGGCAUGGGAGGCAAUGCAGGAGCCAGCAUGAUGAACUCCGGCAUGGGAAUGAUGAAUCAAGGAGUCCAAGGCAACAUGGGCAUGAACCAAGGCAUGGGUAUGGGCAUGGGAAACCUCGCAACGGUCUCUCCUAUGGGGCUGCAAGGAGGAAAUUCGAUGCAGUCACGGCCCAAGCUAGGCCCCAGACCCGGAGAGACUAUGCCGACCCCCGAGGUGUCGAGUGACAGUCUGGGCGGGCUGGGUGAACUCGUUGGAGGGAUGAUGAACUCAGCCAAGACACAGAAGAAGUGAAGCAGAAGUCGAUGAGCCUCCUAGCGGAGGGGACGAUCCUUUUUUCUUUCUUUUUCCUUUAUCGUUUCUUAAAGACUUGAACAUG
Messenger RNA from Guillardia theta CCMP2712, 2020 nucleotides. RefSeq lists its product as hypothetical. The transcript has 24 exons. Bases 1 to 1935 code for a protein of 644 amino acids. Gene Ontology annotation, molecular function: SNARE binding; phosphatidylinositol-4,5-bisphosphate binding; clathrin heavy chain binding. The record is from RefSeq and is a predicted model, not a curated record. Gene Ontology annotation, cellular component: clathrin-coated pit; clathrin-coated vesicle. Gene Ontology annotation, biological process: clathrin coat assembly; clathrin-dependent endocytosis; vesicle budding from membrane. Lineage: Eukaryota; Cryptophyceae; Pyrenomonadales; Geminigeraceae.